AUGUUUAAAGCACGAACGAACCCCUCGUCCCUGCGACAUCUGACUGCUCGCCUGCUCCUCCAACCUUCAUCAUCUUUGUCUGCUUCGGCUCCAUUCCCCCCUCUGUCAGCAUCGACGGCUGUGACCCUGCCCCAGCGUGCCAUCCUUCCUCGCUUCUGCAGCUACCACUCCAACGCCAACUCCAACUCCAACUCCAAGCAAGACGACCCACCGGCGGCCAGCAACAGCAACAACACCACGCUCUCCUCCAAACCCAACACGUAUUUUUCCUACACCGACGCGCAGCCGCCCAAAAUGGCCGAGCAGGACAUCACCAAGUAUCUCACCCAGACCCAUGACCGCCUCUUCGAGCACAACAAGAUCUGGGCCGCCGAGCAGGCCAAGAAGGACCCCGAGUUCUUCACCAAGCUCUCCGCCGGUCAGACGCCCGAAUACCUCUGGAUCGGCUGUGCCGACUCGCGCAUCCCCGCCGAGCAGAUCACGGGCCUGCAGCCCGGCGAGGCCUUCAUCCACCGCAACAUUGCCAACCUCGUCUGCAACAUUGACCUCAACGUCAUGAGCGUCAUCAACUACGCCGUCCGCCACCUGCACGUCAAGCACAUUAUCGUCUGCGGCCACUACGGCUGCGGCGGCGUCAAGGCCGCCAUGACCCCCAAGGACCUCGGCAUCCUGAACCCCUGGCUGCGAAACAUCCGCGACGUCUACCGCCUGCAUGAGAACGAGCUCGACCAGAUUAAGGACGAGUCCAAGCGCUACGACCGCCUCGUCGAGCUCAACGUUGUCGAGCAGUGCCGCAACGUCAUCAAGAGCGCUGCCGUCCAGCAGUCCUACAAGGAGAACCAAUACCCCAUCGUCCACGGCUGGGUCUUUGGCUUCCAGGAUGGCCUGCUGCACGACCUCAAGAUUGACUUUGAGUCGGUGCUCCACGACAUUCAGAAGAUCUACAACCUCAACGAUUAA
Verticillium nonalfalfae is the source of this 960-nucleotide messenger RNA. RefSeq lists its product as uncharacterized. The coding region runs from base 1 to 960 and encodes 319 amino acids. The transcript has a single exon. Gene Ontology annotation, biological process: cellular response to oxidative stress; cellular response to carbon dioxide; carbon utilization. Gene Ontology annotation, molecular function: carbonate dehydratase activity; zinc ion binding. The record is from RefSeq and is a predicted model, not a curated record. Gene Ontology annotation, cellular component: cytoplasm. Lineage: Eukaryota; Fungi; Ascomycota; Sordariomycetes; Glomerellales; Plectosphaerellaceae.